AUGCCGGACGUCAACUCGAUCCCGGCGUCGCCCUCGAGCAUAAGACGUCCAUCGGCUAAUGCCUCAGCCCAACCUCAUGUCGCUGCGCCAGUGCCCCCCGCCUCAACCUCGCCGACACUGAACAUUCUCCCUUCGAACCAACAGUCGUACCACCAAGGCGUUCCAGGCUCUUUACCAUCGCCGUCGCUCACGACCGCAGCCAGUAUCCCACCCCCAGCGGCACCGGGUCAGGAUAAUGCUGGUGUAGGCGCUGGUCCUGGACCAAUCCGCCAUCCACGACCUUUGACUGCUGCUGAACUCCAUCAGCAGCUGGAGGCCGAACAGGAACUACUGGUUAAUCGAUUGACUCGAGAUUUACAAACACUCCGAGCAGCUCACAACUCUUCUGUUGCAUCGAAUGCCUCAUCGGCUUCCGCUGCUACUUCGACAGAUCAGGCGCAGUCCUCAUUCGUAGACACGCAUUUAUUGUCUGGUCCCGGAUUCCCUCUACCCACAACCAGUGCCGACCGUCGGCACCAACGCACAAGUUCCAGUACCAGUGCAAGAAGCUUCAGUCACCUUGCGUCUGCAGGCUCAACGCCAGCACCAAUCCCCAUCAGCCAUGCACCUUCUGGUAAUCCAGGCUCUGUCCUCGAGGCUGCACGGAAUCCAAGAAGCAGCAUGUCCAUGUCGCGCCAGAAUAGUACCGCUUCCCACCGGAGUGCAAGCAGGUCGCGCAACAGGUCACCACGUCCUCACGGCGGUCCUGGAUCAUAUUCGCAGCCCCAUGGGUUUCCUUACACUGAGCAUCCAAGUGGGUCUGGAUAUUUCCCACCCCGUAGUCACCCGACGUCCAAUAAUCAGAGCACUGCUGCUACACCUGGAUCCGAAUUGUCACCCGGCCUGAUGCCUGCGACCUUGAGAUAUGAAGAGACGGCAUUCUAUCGCCAGGAGCUUGACACAGCGAAACGCGAGAAUGAAACCCUGAAACGACGUAUCAAGGAACUUGAGAAAAUGGUUCGUGAGCGACGAGAAAGUGAUGCCUCUAGAACUAGUGGAGGUGGUGGUGGUGGUGGUGGUGGCGGUGCACGGAUCAGAAGUGAGAGCACAAGCACCACGGCAAGCGUCAGCGUCAGCGAAGCAGUAGGUGCAGGUGGAGGUGGCACAAACAUCGCCGGCGGCCGGAGAGACCCUCCUGGCCGAGGUGGAAUGUCCAUGGAGAGGGCUUUCAGUACCUUGAGCAUGGCUGGAAGCGUUGGCGUCGGUGUUCCUGACGAGGAGUUGCAAGUCGGCGAGAGCGCAUCCAAUACGGGUAUUAAGUCCCAAGAGCAGAAGUAA
This is a messenger RNA of Pestalotiopsis fici W106-1, 1317 nucleotides long. RefSeq lists its product as uncharacterized. Lineage: Eukaryota; Fungi; Ascomycota; Sordariomycetes; Amphisphaeriales; Sporocadaceae. The transcript has 2 exons. The coding region runs from base 1 to 1317 and encodes 438 amino acids. The record is from RefSeq and is a predicted model, not a curated record.